Bipolaris oryzae ATCC 44560 is the source of this 2055-nucleotide messenger RNA. RefSeq lists its product as uncharacterized. Gene Ontology annotation, cellular component: post-mRNA release spliceosomal complex; precatalytic spliceosome; U2-type catalytic step 2 spliceosome. The coding region runs from base 1 to 2055 and encodes 684 amino acids. NCBI's taxonomy places the organism in Eukaryota, Fungi, Ascomycota, Dothideomycetes, Pleosporales, Pleosporaceae. The transcript has 2 exons. Gene Ontology annotation, molecular function: protein binding. The record is from RefSeq and is a predicted model, not a curated record. Gene Ontology annotation, biological process: spliceosomal complex assembly; mRNA splicing, via spliceosome.
AUGGAGGCUUCACGAGGACCGCCACGGGUCAAGAACAAGGCCGCCGCUCCCAUCCAGAUUUCUGCAGAACAGCUUCUGCGCGAAGCCGUCGACCGUCAGGAUGAGAAGCUCAAAGCGCCUACGCAGCGAUUUGCUGAUAUGGAGGAGCUGCAUGAAUUCCAGGGCAGGAAAAGAAAAGAGUUUGAGGACUAUGUGCGCCGGAAUCGUAUCAACAUGAACAACUGGAUGCGCUAUGCUGCCUGGGAGCUGGAACAGAAGGAGUUCAGGCGCGCGCGAUCCAUCUUCGAACGAGCCCUCGAUGUUGACUCGACGUCUGUCGCGCUAUGGCUUCGCUAUAUCGACUCUGAAAUGAAGCAUCGAAACAUUCAGCAUGCGCGCAACCUCCUCGACCGUGCCGUCACCAUCCUCCCACGAGUCGACAAGAUAUGGUACAAGUACGUCUAUAUGGAGGAGACCCUUGGCAACAUUGAUGGUGCUCGGUCGGUCUUUGAACGCUGGAUGCAGUGGGAACCGGAUGAGGCGGCCUGGAGUUCGUACAUUAAGCUGGAAAAGAGGCACGGUGAGUUUGAGAGGUGCCGUGCCAUCUUUGAAAGGUUUACUGUAGUCCAUCCAGAACCAAAGAAUUGGGUCAAAUGGGCCAAGUUCGAGGAGGAACAUGGUACGAGCGACCUCGUGCGCGACGUCUACGGUACCGCUGUCACCACGCUCGGCGAUGAGUUCAUGGACGAAAAGCUCUUCAUGGCAUACGCCAAGUUCGAAGCGAGGUUGAAGGAACUGGAACGAGCCAGAGCCAUCUACAAGUUUGCCCUUGACCGCAUGCCCCGGUCGAAAUCAGUCAACCUACACAAGGCUUUUACAACUUUCGAGAAGCAAUACGGGGAUCGAGACGGCAUUGAGGAUGUUGUUCUGUCGAAGCGACGGGUACAUUACGAAGAACAGAUCAAGGAGAACCCCAAGAACUAUGACGCAUGGAUCGAUUUUGCACGGCUGGAAGAGACGUCUGGCAACCAGGAUCGAGUUCGGGACAUUUACGAGCGAGCAAUUGCACAAAUACCACCGACACAAGAAAAGCGACACUGGAGAAGAUACAUCUACCUCUGGCUGUUCUACGCCGUCUACGAAGAGGCUGUUUCACAGGACAUUGAACGAACACGCCAAAUAUACCAGGAGUGCAUCCGCUUACUCCCACACAAGCGCUUCACCUUUGCAAAGGUCUGGCUAAUGUUUGCUCAUUUUGAGGUAAGACAAGGCCAGCUUACCACUGCACGCAAGCUCCUGGGUCAAAGCUUGGGCAUGUGUCCGAAAGACAAGCUCUUCAAAGGAUACAUUGAGCUCGAAAUGAAGCUUUUUGAAUUCAACCGCUGCCGGCAGCUCUACACCAAGUAUAUUGAGUGGAACGGAUCGAACUGCCAGACCUGGAUCAAGUUCGCUGAAUUAGAACGAGGUCUGGACGACCUGGAUCGUGCGCGAGCUAUCUUUGAGCUUGCUGUUGAGGAGCAACAACUAGACAUGCCUGAGCUUCUCUGGAAAGCCUACAUUGACUUUGAAGAAGGCGAGGGUGAGUAUGAUCGCACACGCGCGCUAUACGAGCGUCUUCUGCAAAAGACAGACCAUGUCAAGGUAUGGACUUCAUGGGCACAAUUCGAACUAGGGGUUCCCGACGAGUCGGCGCCCGAGGAUGAUGAAACCAUCAGCGACACCGCCAAGGUUCGUGCCCGUGAAAUCUUCAAGCGUGCGCACACACGCCUCAAGGAGCGCGAUCUCAAAGAGGAUCGUGUGGCUCUGCUUACCGCCUGGAAGUCAUUUGAAGAUGUCCACGGUAGUCCAGAGGACAAGGAGAAGAUUGAGAAACAAAUGCCACGCAAGGUCAAGAAGAGGAGAAAGCUGGAUGACGACAGCUUUGAGGAGUAUGUGGACUAUGUAUUCCCUGCGGAUGAUGAGAGCGCAGCAAAUUUGGCAAAACUCCUGGCCAAUGCACAGAAAUGGAAGAUGGCAAAGGCUGCGCAGGCUGCAAGCAAAGAAAGCGAGGAGAGCGCAAACGGAAAUGGCGAGUAG